Hordeum vulgare subsp. vulgare (domesticated barley) is the source of this 1181-nucleotide messenger RNA. RefSeq lists its product as uncharacterized. NCBI's taxonomy places the organism in Eukaryota, Viridiplantae, Streptophyta, Magnoliopsida, Poales, Poaceae. The coding region runs from base 100 to 1023 and encodes 307 amino acids. The transcript has a single exon. The record is from RefSeq and is a predicted model, not a curated record.
CCGGUGACCGAUGACUGAGCACACACCACUCAUUACCACAGCGUUAAGCAUCAAUCCUUUCCGGCCGCACCUUCAAUCUUCAAAGCACCUUACCAAGAAAUGGCCAUGGCUGCCAAAACCACCUUAUCCUCAUGCUUUACGUUCCUAAAGGAAGCGCUGAUCCUCCCCACGCUAAACCCCAAGCUCUUCGCGCCCGUGCUCCUCCUCUUUGCCGUCACGGCCUUCCUUGACCCCUUGGUCGAGGUCGUGUUCGUCCACCCUCUCGCUGAUGGCAUGGCCAGCCGUCUCACCGAGAUCAGCAACACUGACCCCUCGAGCCCCGAGCACGCCAAGCUCAUGGAGAAGUUGAUGGAGACGGAGGAGGUAAAGCAGGUUGGUAAGAGGAUGGUCCGCAUCACCAUCGCCCACCUGACCGUCGGUCCGGCGGUCGGCCUCGUCAAGCAGAUCAUCGCCCUCUUCGCUGCCUCCACGACCUACUCCGGCGACCGCUACUCGCUGGCCGAGCUCCUGCGCGAGCUGGUCAAGGGGAGGAUCAGCCCGAAGGGCGCUUCCAUCACCAUCGCUAUCGUCGGUGCGCUUGACUUCGCAUCUUCCAUCGCCAUGUUCUUGAUGCGCGCCGGCUUGGGGGUGCUCUCCGUCCAGGGUCUCGUCUCGCACCUCGCAUACCUCGUCUCCCUCUGCUUCACCGUCGUCGCGCUGGUGGGCGUCGCCGCGUCGGCGGUCGACAGGAAGUGCCGCGGCGUGCGCGCGCUCCGGCAGGCGUGGCGGCUCGUGACGCGGGUGAGAAGGAAGGAGGGGUUCGUGCUUGUGCUCGUGGCAUACCUUGCGCCUGCCGUCGUCACUCCGUUGCGCAGGGCCGCUUUUGAGUAUGCCAACCGGAGCAUGGCGGCGUGCUUGUGCUUGCUGGCGGUGUGUGCUCUUCUUUCUGGGGCGCAGGAGCUCUUCUCUUUGGCGGCGGCCACGGUGUACUACUACCAAGCCAUGGAGAGCAAGGAGGUGAUCGAUGCCUUGUGGUUAUGCUAAGAUUAGAUUGGUUUCCGCACGACUCUCAUCAUGUCGUUUACUGCUAGCCCUAGAGAGAUGAGUUGAUUUCUCGUGUGAUAAUGAAAUAUGUGGAAUUAUAAGUGUAGCUCUGCUUGGGUACCAUGUACGCACAGUCUUCUUCAGAGACAUUCGAACAA